CUCCUCAAUAUCUCUCUCUCUCUCUCUCUCUCUCUCUCUCUCUCUCUCUCUCCUUUCUCACUCCAAAAGUCCCAUUUCUUCAUUUUCAAUCCAUCAAUGGCGGAAACCCCACAUACCCACAUUGUAGAAAUCCCAACAAUAGAUUCAGAACACCACAAAAAACCAUCUUUAUCAUCCCUAAAAAACCAUCCUUUAAUGGAAAUCUCCAACAGUCCAGGCCACCUCUUACUCCUCAAACUUUACCAAAGACAAGAACAUCUCUACAAUCAUAGAAUAACCCGAAAAGAAACCCGAUUUGAUUCCAUCAAAGAAGAAAUAUUUCAACUCUGUUGCUCAUUCUUCUUAUUCCACACAUUUUUCUUAACCCUUCUGUUCACUUCAUCACUAAACUCACAAAAACCCAUUUCAGUGUGCAAGAAAUGGUGGAUUCCUAGCCUUGUUUCGGUUUCGGUAUCGAUUGUGUUUGUUUUUCUUGUUCAUACCAAACUUUAUAAGUUAUGGAAAGUGUGGAAUCAGUUGUUGAGAGAAAGGAAUGAUAAUAGAGGUGUGAAUAGGUGUAUUCAAGAAUUGAGAAUGAAAGGUUCAAGCUUUGAUCUUUGUAAAGAGCCAUUGUUGAGUGGGAAGAGAAUGAAGAGCUCUAGUGUUGAGAUUAAAUGGAAACCAGUUACUUGGUGUUGUCAUUAUUUUGUUACUAUUUUGCUUGUUUGUUUUGCAGGUUUUGUUUUUCCUGCUUCUAAACUCAUUUUAUGUUACUUUUGAGCUUCUUUGUUUGGCUAUUUAUGUAACUUAAUUCAGAUUUGGCUUGGCU
Messenger RNA from Cannabis sativa, 808 nucleotides. RefSeq lists its product as uncharacterized. The record is from RefSeq and is a predicted model, not a curated record. NCBI's taxonomy places the organism in Eukaryota, Viridiplantae, Streptophyta, Magnoliopsida, Rosales, Cannabaceae. The transcript has a single exon. The coding region runs from base 97 to 759 and encodes 220 amino acids.